AUGAGCACCACAAAGAUCUACAUAGUGUAUUACUCUUUACAUGGACAUGUAGAGAUUAUGGCACGAGAAAUCCAGAGAGGAGCUAAUGCAGUUCAGGGUGUUGAAGCAACCCUUUGGCAGGUACCUGAGACACUUUCUAACUCAAUAUUGCGUAAGGUGAAGGCCAAUCCUAAAGCAGAUGAUGCUCCAGUUAUUCUGCCGGAACAACUUUUGGAGGCCGAUGGUUUUCUCUUUGGUUUUCCUUCUCGUUUUGGUGUGAUGGCAUCCCAAUUCAAAGCCUUCUUUGAUGCCACCCAUGAGCUAUGGGCAACCCAAGCUCUUGCCGGGAAACCUGCUGGAAUCUUCUGGAGUACUGGUUUCUAUGGAGGAGGCCAGGAACUUGCUGCAUUUACAGCCAUAACGCAGUUAGCACACCAUGGAAUGCUAUUUGUUCCUCUGGGGUACACAUUCGGCAGUGGCAUGUUUGAGAUGGAUGAAGUGAAAGGUGGGUCUUCUUACGGUGCUGGAACUUUUGCAGCAGAUGGGAGCCGUCAACCCACUGAAUUAGAACUCCAACAGGCCUUUUACCAAGGGAAGUAUAUUGGUGAAAUAACAAAGAAGCUCAAAGGUUAG
Dovyalis caffra is the source of this 612-nucleotide messenger RNA. The record is from the annotation of a GenBank genome assembly. NCBI's taxonomy places the organism in Eukaryota, Viridiplantae, Streptophyta, Magnoliopsida, Malpighiales, Salicaceae.